ACCGCACCCUACUAACCACCGACUCUACCCGGUCGCAACACCCAAAAAUGUAGCCACACAAUUUCCGAGCCACUCACCAGUCACCACUCACCACUCACCACUCACAACAUCUCCUCUCCCCACACUUUGGCUCCGAUUCCUCAAAACCCUAAACCUCACCUCCUCAGAAACCAAACCCUACCGCUCUCAUGGAUCUCUCCACGCCAUUAACGAGCUCCCAACCCCCUCUCCCCACCACCAGGGCUCGCAACAACCCUAACCCCAUCCCCUCCGUCACCGUCUCCUUCCUCGGCUUCGACCCUCGCCCCGACCACUCCAAACCCAGAGCUCGAGUCCUCCGAGCUCGGCCCCUCUCCCCCUCCGCCGCCGCUUCCGCUGCCGCGGCGCCGCGACCCGGGCUCGAGUUCGACGGGUUCAAGAGCAACGAGAGGCUACGGGGCCUCGUGCGGAACGGGGAGCUCGAGGAAGGGCUCAGGCUCCUGGAAGCCAUGGCGCGGCGCGGCGAGGCCCCCGACGUGGUCCCCUGCACCAGCCUCAUCCGCGGCUUCUGCCGCGCGGGCCGCGCCGCGCAGGCGAGCCGCGUCCUCGCCAUCAUCGAGCGCUCCGACGCCGCCCCCGACGUGAUCACCUACAACGUCAUGAUCGCCGGGUACUGCAAGUGCGGCGAGGCCGAGAGCGCGCUCCGCCUCCUCGGGCGCAUGAGCGUCGCCCCCGACGUCGUCACGUACAACACCAUCUUCCAGAGCCUCUGCGAGAGGGGUAAGCUCAAGAAAGCCCUCGACCUGCUCGACGAAAUGCUCAAACGAGGUUGCGCGCCCGAUGUUUUCACAUACACGAUCCUUAUCGAGGCCACAUGCAAGGAGAGCGGAGUCGGGCCGGCCAUGCAGCUUCUCGAUGAGAUGAGAGCAAAGGGGUGUAAUCCCGACGUCGUAACGUAUAAUGUUCUGAUCAACGGGAUUUGCAAAGAAGGGCGACUGGACGAGGCGAUUAGGUUCUUGAAUAGCAUGCCGUCGCACGGGUGUAACCCGAACGUCAUAAGCCAUAAUAUCAUUUUGAGAAGCAUGUGCAGCACGGGGAGAUGGAUGGAUGCUGAGAAGCUGUUCGCCGAUAUGGUCGAGAAAGGUUGCUCCCCUAGUGUUGUCACUUUCAAUAUACUUAUCAAUUUCUUGUGUCGGAAAGGGUUGUUAGGCCGGGCUAUCGAUGUUCUCGAGAAGAUGCCGGAGCACGGGUGCACGCCCAAUUCGUUGAGUUAUAAUCCUUUGCUUCAUGGGUUCUGUAAGGAGAAGAAGAUAGAUAGAGCGAUCGAGUAUGUGGAUGUCAUGGUGUCAAGAGGGUGUUAUCCGGAUAUCGUUACGUACAACACUCUGCUCACCGCUCUUUGCAAGGAUGGGAAGGUCGACGUUGCCGUCGAGAUGCUUAAUCAGCUCGGGAGCAAAGGGUGCACUCCCGUGUUGAUUACCUACAACACGGUUAUCGAUGGACUUUCGAAGGUCGGAAAUACCGAAAAGGCCCUAGAGUUAUUGAAGGAGAUGGUGAUGAAGGGACUCCGGCCGGAUAUAAUUACUUACGCGUCACUAGUGGCGGGGCUUAGCAGAGAAGGUAGGAUCAAUGAGGCAAUCAAGAUGUUCUAUGAGGUGCAAGAAAUGGGUAUGAGGCCUAAUGCGAUAAUCUACAAUUCGGUGAUGUUGGGACUUUGCAAAGCUAGGCAGACGGAUCGGGCCAUCGAAUUCUUCGCCCAUAUGGUGUCUAGGGGAUGCAUGCCCACCGAAUCGACCUAUACAAUUUUAAUCGAAGGUUUGGCAUACGAAGGCUUGUCAAGGGAGGCACUUGAGUUGCUAGGCGAGUUGUGUUCUAGAGGAGUCGUUAAGAAGAACUCAAUGCAGGCUAUGGCCAAUAGGAUAUAGGUGGUUUAGUUAUAGUUCGCAAAAUUUUGUUCAGAGUGGAUAUCAAAUCCCUGUGGAUUCUGUUAACUUUUGAUCCAGGAAAGACAACCUACUCGGUUAGAAGAAAACUUUAAACUGAUCUCAUACUUUCGUUCAAAUUGAGGGGUAUAGAAGUUUCGAGACCAUGGGCGUGGGACAUCUUCUUGUACAUUAUUUUGUUUGCAUCGAUGCAUUUGUUUAUUCUAGAUUGUUAUCUCGUCCUCUAGCAUCGACCGCAUUAUUACAGUUGAACAAAGUUAGGCUUGACCAUGGCAGCUCCUCAACAGUGUUUAUGCGUCGAGCAAAAGGUACUAACUAUACUAACUAAACGAAGUUGUUAUCUUGAUGAUAAGUUAUACUUAAAGAAAGCCAAUGUGAGACUGAUUUUCAGUGAGCUUUUAAAUGCGGCAUUAAAAGAAUUCAGCUGAUUGUGA
Molecule: messenger RNA, 2356 nt
Organism: Ananas comosus (pineapple)
Lineage: Eukaryota; Viridiplantae; Streptophyta; Magnoliopsida; Poales; Bromeliaceae
Product: pentatricopeptide repeat-containing protein At1g09900-like
Exons: 2
Coding region: 189-1904 (571 amino acids)
Cellular component (GO): chloroplast
Molecular function (GO): protein binding
Source: RefSeq, a predicted model, not a curated record